Molecule: messenger RNA, 1528 nt
Organism: Mytilus californianus (California mussel)
Lineage: Eukaryota; Metazoa; Mollusca; Bivalvia; Mytilida; Mytilidae
Product: kielin/chordin-like protein
Exons: 25
Coding region: 44-1408 (454 amino acids)
Source: RefSeq, a predicted model, not a curated record
CGCACCUGCCACGUGCGGAAGUCGUUUAUAAGAAAUUCAUUCAAUGGUGGAUUGUUUGUUGUAUCAUAUUGAAAUACAAGCCGCACAUCACUCGAGAAAUUCUCAAUAUCUGGAAAAGAUGUCACGUGUUCUGUUUGCAGUUGCAUUGGUUGUCCUCGUGUCUCAGGUGCUUGGAAAAAGCGCACUGGAUGCAAGCAUAGAGAAGCGGGAUGUAGGAUGUCCCGAUUGUUAUCUGGAUUGUGGGGAGGGAUCUUCACCAAAAAUGGAAGGUGGAUGUCCUAGCUGCACAGAAUGCGUCAAAAAUGCGAAAAGAACUUCACCUCCUGUAGCAUGUCCUAUGUGCCAUCUGGAAUGUGGGGAGGGAUCUUCUCCAAAAAUAGUAAAUGGAUGUCCAAGUUGCACAGUGUGCGAAAAAGACGCGAAAAGAACUUCACCUCCUGUAGCAUGUCCUAUGUGCCAUCUGGAAUGUGGGGAGGGAUCUUCUCCAAAAAUAGUAAAUGGAUGUCCAAGUUGCACAGUGUGCGAAAAAGACGCGAAAAGAACUUCACCUCCUGUAGCAUGUCCUAUGUGCCAUCUGGAAUGUGGGGAGGGAUCUUCUCCAAAAAUAGUAAAUGGAUGUCCGAGCUGCACAGUGUGCGAAAAAGACGCGAAAAGAACUUCACCUCCUAUAGCAUGUCCUAUGUGCCAUCUGGAACGUGGAGAAGGAUCUUCUCCAAAAAUGGUAAAUGGUUGUCCAAGCUGCACAGUAUGCGAAAAAGAUGCGAAAAGAACUUCACCUCCUGUAGCAUGUCCUGCUUGUUAUCUGGAAUGUGGAGAGGGAUCUUCACAAAAAAUGGUAAAUGGAUGUCCAAGCUGCACAGAAUGCGAAAACAAUGUUAAAAGAGAUGGUAACAAAAGAGACGGUCUUUUUGAACGAGCACCAUGUAACAAAUGCAGAAGGGGAUGCCCAGCCGGACAGAGAAUCCGAGAUUGUACACCUGAAGACGGUUCAAAUGUGGUUUGUGACUGCGUACCAGUUGAAGGUAAAAGAAACAACUUGUUUGAACGAGCACCAUGUAAGCAAUGCAGAAAGGGAUGCCCAGCCGGACAGAGAAUCCGGGAUUGUACGCCUGAAGACGACCCAAAUACAGUGGUUUGUGACUGCGUACCAGUUGAGGGCAAAAGAAACAACUUGUUUGAACGAGCACCAUGUAAGCAAUGCAGAAGGGGAUGCCCAGCCGGUCAGAGAAUCCGUGAUUGUACACCUGAAGACGACCCAAAUACUGUAGUUUGUGACUGCGUACCAGUUGCAGGCAAAAGAAACAAUUUGUUUGAACGAGCCCCAUGUAAGCAAUGCAGAAGGGGAUGCCCAGCAGGACAGAAACUCCCCGAUUGUCCACGAACAGACUGCGUAUGCAUACCUGCAUAGAUGCGGUACUGAUUGGACGAUCCUGAUUUAUUACUUGCCAGUAUGUCAUAUAAAAGAAAUAGAACAUUUAAAGCAAACAUGUUAGAGAUACAAAAUUAAAUCUGGAUAUGCUACAUUUGU